UACAGUGGAGCAGAAGGCCCAUGGUAACCACUUUAGCACAGAGGCGAGUGAGUGGGUAGGGUUUCAGCUGUUCAGCGAGUGCUCUCUGGUGAUCUCGCAGAGAUAGUAGUCUAGAGCCUGUCGUCUAGGACACUGCAGGACCGCUUUGAAGAGCUCAUCAAAUGGCAAAGCUGAACCACACGGAAACUGAAUAGAGCUCCCUUUCAAAUAGGAAAUGACUUAUUGAUUUAUCCAAAUCUACAGAAAGCCUCACAUGACUUUGAUAUAGACACUCACCUGAAGAUAGUAAGGUGGUUGGAGAAGAAGACAGUUGCAAUCCCCCCCUGUCAAAAGUUAGGUCGUAAGGAUUUCUAUACCUUACGAUUCGCUUUUCAUCGUUCUCCCGAUGAAUAUUGGAAUUUCGUAGUGGAUAAAAAUCGAAUAGACACUUACAACAAAAAUGGAAGAAGAUCAAAAGUGGGGAGUUGUUGAUAAAAGUGUGCGGAGGACUUGCAGUGACCACCCUUGCAAAAAGGGUGGUCACUGGACGAUUUGGAAAGAUUUGUCCGGUAUAACUGUCUGCAUCGCAUUAUCUUUAUUGUCUCUUGGAUUUUGCGUUCUCGUUUACCUGAGGACCUCGGAGCUGAAGUCCAGGAUACUAAACCUGGAAAAACAGAGAGAUACGCAGCUCUCCGCGUGGAUCACACUCGAGCAGGUGGAACCCGUUGUCUUUGGACGAAUAGAUCAGAUUCUGGAAGAGAAAUUGGCGGCUCGACUUCCCAAAACACGAGAGACCAGAGAAGCGCCCCCUAGCUGUGUCUGUCCACCAGGACCUCCUGGUCCGCCCGGACGAUCAGGCUUUCCGGGUGACAAAGGAACAAUGGGAAUUCCUGGAAGAAUGGGGAUAAAAGGAUACGCAGGGGAGAAGGGAGCGCCAGGGGAGCCAGGCCUGUCUAUCAUUGGGCCACGAGGACCUCCUGGACAGCCAGGAACAAGAGGCUUCCCAGGCUUCCCGGGUCCGAUUGGGUUGGACGGCAAGCCCGGACAGAACGGCUUGAAAGGAGACUUGGGUCAACGUGGUCCUAAAGGAGUUGCAGGUGAACCUGGUCUGAAAGGGGAAAAGGGCGUAUGUGGAGACUACACUCACAGGCAGAUGUUACCCAUCCCCAUGCGAAACAUGCCCCCAAUAAACCCUGUAAUCCUAAAGCGCCUCAAGCAGGGUGAGCCUGGAGCUCAGGGCCCACCAGGACCUCCCGGGCCUCCAGGGCCCUCAGGGACCUCUGGACUGAAUGGUGCUAGUGGACCGCCGGGUAAACCUGGUGAACCAGGAAAACCUGGGAAAGAUCUAAGGCUCCUAUCAGGGAUGAAGGGGGAGCCAGGCAUGGCAGGAAUAAAGGGUGAUGUUGGCCCCGCUGGUCCUGAAGGCCCCAAGGGACUGAAGGGAGAGCUUGGACUGAAGGGGGACUUUGGUAUGCCGGGAAUGCCAGGGAAACAAGGAUUGAAGGGAGAGCCAGGUUUUCCAGGCGCUCCUGGAAGAAAGGGUCAAGCUGGUAUCCCCGGUACACCUGGUUUUCCUGGAAAGAGGGGCUACAGGGGUGACAAAGGCGAACCCAGCGCAGCAGGAACUGGCAUCAAAGGAGAACCAGGGACACCAGGACUCCCAGGCCUAUCAGGAUCCCAGGGUGACAAAGGCGACCAAGGUCUCAAGGGGGAAGCAGGAUCUGAUGGCCCAGCUGGACCAAGAGGUCCUCCAGGUGCAGCAGGGGAGCCAGGGAAAUCAGAAAUCAUCAACAAUGAAAAUGAUAUUCGGAAUGUACCUUUGAUGGGCCCACCUGGACCUGCAGGGGUCCCCGGAACACCAGGAACAAAGGGUGAAGUUGGCCUUCCAGGCCCUUCAGGUCUUGACGGAGAGAAGGGUCCUCGGGGGAAGCCUGGAGAGCCAGGUCCUGUUGGCCCAGCAGGCCCUGAAGGUCCCAGAGGGGAGGGGGGCCUGAUGGGUUUCUCAGGACCUAAAGGAGACAAGGGGGACAUGGGUCCCUUUGGAUCACCUGGUUUAGACGGCCCUACUGGUGAAAAGGGGGUUUCUGGGCCCCCUGGCCCCAUUGGAUUACCAGGCACAAUGGGUCAGAAGGGUGAGUCCGGAGAUAAGGGAGGAAGGUCAGACAUGGUCUAUGGGCCCCCAGGGCCUCCAGGGCCCCAAGGACCAGUUGGCCCCGCGGGACCUGAAGGACUGGGAGGACCAAAGGGGGAGCAAGGCAUAGGCAUACGGGGAGAGAAAGGAGCAUCUGGUUCGAAGGGGGAUAAAGGGGACAGGGGCCAUCUUGGACUUCCUGGAGCUCAUGGUUUAGACGGCAGGCCUGGUCGAGUGGGUCUAAUAGGACCAGUUGGUGUGGCAGGGCCAGCAGGACCAAAGGGAGAUAGAGGUUUCAAGGGAGAUUCAGGAGUCCCAGGACCAAUUGGGCCUCAAGGCAUCCCUGGUUUAGUAGGACCACAAGGAUUCAAAGGGAACCGGGGAGAGAGGGGCAAGAAAGGCAACAGGGGAACUAAAGGGGAUAAGGGAGACCAAGGAGCACCCGGAUUAGAUGCCCCCUGUCCGUUGGGGGAUGACGGCCUACCAGUAUCAGGGUGUUGGAAUAAAGGUCAAAAUCCUUUCCAACUGGCCAAGUAGUAGAGGUUCAAGAGGUCUGCUCAGCGACAUUUCGCUCAAAGCUACAGAAUGGAAACUUGAAGACAUUUGGAGGUAUCUUUGAGUUUUGACCCGACCUGUGGUUGCCAUUUUACUCAAAGAUUUUCCAGCCGACUGAAGACAGAGCCAGUAAUGUUGGGGGGGCUCCAGUGGCUUCAAUAAGAAGUCAAUAAACAAAAGGAUUUCAGUUUCCAAUGAAGUUUUUUGUUGAAGGCUUCUCAGGGUAGAAAAGCCGUCAAAGCCACAGAGAGACACGGAUGCAUUUCUUUGAGAUGAAUUUGCGUGAUUUUCAUCUGUCUUUAUUCACUAUGUGAAAGUAAGACAUGAACCUUUUAUAGUGUACACUUCCCUGUGUUUUAUUUGACACCAACAACUGUGAUUCAAGAAUUCAGAGCAGCUCACAGAACAUACAGAAAUAUUCUCUCCCUGUUCAUGUGUUUCCAAGACAAACCAAAAAAAAACGAAUGGAAACGCUUUUGAUGAUUCCUGAUAUCAAACUCACUGCCUUCUCUACUAUCCUGGGUGCUGCAGGCAUACAACAAACUGUUUAUGUAGCUAUGUUGCCUGACCUGUGCCCAAGGAAGAACUUUAGUACGAGCAUUAUACUGUUGGUAUACAUUAUAUAUACUAAAGACAUAGUAUAUUACAUUUAUUUACAUUCUUGUACUGAGGUGUAAUACUCACCAUAUCAAUGCUGAAAGAGUAAGUAUUGUACAGUAGGUGAGGGUUCACACUUUAUAAAGUGCUCACUCCGUGUUGUUAUAUAUUACAUUGGUGUGACAUGGGAGCCUCUCCAAAAACCGGCGUCAGAACAUAUCAAGCAUAUGAAUUACUCAUCGAUAUAUACAUUUUUAGACUGUCUUAGAAAAUACAUGUCAGCAGUCAUACUGACAGCUUUCAAUGAGUAUUCUAGAAUAACUUGAUUCAUAUUCCUGAGAAAUGCCAUACUAAAUGCAAGACAUCAUGCAUCAUUUUGGGCAGCUAAUUUCAACUGGAAUAAAUUUGAAAACAUGUUUAUCCUGUCUGUAUGAAUCAGUGGGCUUUACGGUUACUGUUUGUCGCCCUUAAAUAUCGAUAUGAACCAUAAGAAAUUUUAUUUCUAUUGUAGGAACAUCUUUAUAUAAGAUUGUAACCUUGAACAGCUCCUCCAAACAAUUUUAUUCUUGAAUACUGAUGAAAGAAAGAUCCCCUGAUUUUUGUUGUUGUGGCUGGAGGCACCAGAUCAGUUUUGGAGUUAUUGGACAGGUGAUAACAGACGCCGAGAUUAUUUUGAAUCGAAUGAAUUGCUUAUUUAGGUCGCCUGUGAUGUUUUUAUUGGAGCUGAUCUGCAAUUUAAUGACGUUCUUGUGUGAAAACAACGUCUGAAGUCUGAACUGCCAGUAUGUCCAUCUUGUCAACGACUAUGAUAUCUUGCGCCUUUUACUAUGUUUAACACAAACUUUCCUGUUUCCUAAAAUAAUCAAAUGCACAGAAGCAUUCCUUAUGUCAUAUUGACAACUGUCUUCUACCCCUUUGCACAACUCAAUCCAAAUGCACAGAAGAUAAUUAUUUGAAUAUUCAAAGUGGUGAAUACAGAAAAAAUGGUGUAUUGCGAACAAGGGGCAGUUAUUGUGGUUGUCCUUUAAAUUUCAUAAAAGCCACAUCAAGUCUGAGAACUAGGCUUACUAAAGUAUGUUGUUCAUACUUUACACAAAGUUGAUUCUGAAUGUAUUUAAAUUCACAUGUAACUGCACAUGAACUGCUCCUAUAAAACCUCUGUGGAACAUGGUCCUUAUAAGAGUGGAUCAAGUCAAGUGUUGUUACUGUAUUAAAGUAACUACUGUAAAUGUCACUUAAAGUAAAGUGUUGCCCACAAUUGUUGUGUUUAACAAUUGAUGAAUGUUUCCAUUUAUUUUGAAUGCUCUAAACAAGAAGUUGUCCUCCCAAAGAUUAAAAUUCGUAUUUAUUUAGUGGAGCCCGUUUGUGCAAUGAUACAUAAUACAUGUGUAAUUGGGCCAUUUGAUGCUUUUCAUUUGAUUAAUAGAUGAUUUACUUCACCUCAAAUAUUUUUAACAAGAGAGUCCAUCGUCCCCAAUACAGCCCACAGUCCUUAAUUAACCAGAAUAAUCCUAUGAAGAUUGAAUAUAAAUAUACUAAGAAUCAUUCAUUCUUUUGUAGCAAAUCAUUCAAAACAGCAGUCACCUGUGUGCAUUUACUGUAGGGUCAUCUUUGAAAGUUUGUGUGCAUUUCAUUUCAGCUUUUUCUCACUUACAUUUUGCACAAUGAUGGCAGUACUCUUUAGUUUUACCAGAUAUUUUCUGGACAUUAUUAUUACAUGUAUUAUUUGUAUUAUGUUUCUUUGGUAUACAUUUCCCAAUUGGUACAACUUUACUGUGUCUUGAUGUUAUAUUGUGUUGUGUUAAUAUAUUAAGUGUACUCUUCAUGUAAUAUGCAUAUAAGUAUUUAACAAUGAUCUAUUACAACAAGUCAUUCAUGAAAAACACCUAUUAACUGAUGAUAGGUCAUGCGUAAUUAUUUCUGGAACUGAGCACAAAAUUGGUCCUUCGUAAGUAUUUUUGUUGUCUGCUGCAAAAACUCAAAUGAAGUCCUCGAUUCAUUAUUCAUUUUUGUCAAAGACAAUUUGCAAUUCAUUCACUCUCACUUUUUAUAUGAAGAGUACACGGAUUUGUUUUAGGACUGGUGUUGUAUCAACUGUAAAGUUAUGUGGUUCAUCACUGGUUGACUUUACCGAUAUGUUUAUGCCAGUCUAUGCUCAAUGCAUUCUGUUUUGUAUAAAGUGGAUGUAUCUCUUUUUGAUGCCAUCACCAUUCUGAGCUUUUAAAGAAAUGUAGGAGAUUCAGGUUUAGAAACCAUUUUUAGAUAUUAUUGUACAGUACUGUAUAAUACUUAAUGUGCUGUUGACAUACAGUGGGGGAAAAAAGUAUUUAGUCAGCCACCAAU
Messenger RNA from Salmo salar (Atlantic salmon), 5605 nucleotides. The record is from RefSeq and is a predicted model, not a curated record. NCBI's taxonomy places the organism in Eukaryota, Metazoa, Chordata, Actinopteri, Salmoniformes, Salmonidae.